Messenger RNA from Achroia grisella, 1902 nucleotides. RefSeq names its product mitochondrial basic amino acids transporter-like. Bases 277 to 1158 code for a protein of 293 amino acids. Gene Ontology annotation, biological process: mitochondrial L-ornithine transmembrane transport. Gene Ontology annotation, molecular function: high-affinity L-arginine transmembrane transporter activity. The transcript is spliced from 3 exons. Gene Ontology annotation, cellular component: mitochondrion. The record is from RefSeq and is a predicted model, not a curated record. NCBI's taxonomy places the organism in Eukaryota, Metazoa, Arthropoda, Insecta, Lepidoptera, Pyralidae.
CGUUGGAAGUUAGUGUCGUGAGUGGCCGGCAGCGGGCGGGUGUGAAUACUCGAGAGGGUGACCAGUGCGUUGUAGAUCGUGAGUGCCCACAAUAUACUUAAACACCGUGGAGAUUGGACCGUUGGGCUGCAGACACUACCGCUGCUCUAGUCUCCUUCAAUAUGUUCAUUGGCAUCACUUCCAGUGGAGGCAACGUCAAUUCUCACUACGAUUAUUUAAUUUGAACACCGAGGAGACGUUAUUCACUAGCCUACACCUACAUAUAAAGCAAUUAAAAUGGCGUUAGAUUUCGUAGCUGGAUGUAUUGGAGGUUGUGCUGGAAUAAUAGCAGGUCAUCCUCUAGACACUUUGAAAGUUCAUAUCCAGUCAGGUCGAGGAAGCCCUUUGGAAUGUACCAAGGCUCUCUUUAAAGGUGGAACACUAGCGGCAUCAUACCGUGGCAUUGGCGCACCUUUGGGAGGUGUAGCAGGUGUGAAUGCUAUAGUUUUUGGAGUAUAUGGGCAUACGAGACGAACAAUGCCGAACCCUGAUUCGCUAACUUCACAUGCAGUAGCUGGUGGCUUAGCUGGUCUGUUCCAGAGUUUUGCUUGUGCACCUAUUGAAUUAGUAAAAACUCGACAGCAACUUGCCACGCCUAGAGAAAACAUGCCAACAGGAGCUCUGUCAGGAGCUAGACAUAUUCUACGUACGGGAGGCAUCAAAUCACUUUAUCGCGGACUAGGUAUUACCAUAGUUCGUGAUAUUCCGGGUUUUGCAAUUUACUUCACUGCUUUUGAAGUCAUGACGCGUGGAGAUCAAUCUGUGACAAGAGUAUUUACUGCAGGUGGUUUAGCUGGAGCGUUGUCAUGGUGGGUUCUCUACCCAAUAGACGUUGUGAAGUCAAAAUUACAAGCAGAUAUCAUAGGACGUUACUCGGGUUCAUGGGACUGUUUCAUGCAGGCGAUAAAAACGAAUGGAUGGCGUUGUUUGACACGUGGUUUGGGUGCCGUGACUAUUCGAGCGUUUAUAUGUAACGGGGCCUGUUUCACAGCAGUGGCGUGGACUGAACGGAUUUGGCAGAAUUGUGCCUCCGAGAUUGCAGUGCAUACGUUAGUACAAGCUGCCCCUAUCAGUGAAACUACUCCAUCCGAUAACACAGACCGACACUAUGACAUAUAAAUAUUUUAAUAUAAGGUUGGGCCUUGAGCAUUGUGCAUUUAAUAUCUUUACAUAUAAUGCUUAUGUGAUAAUAGUUAAUUAAUGAUAAUUCCAGUCAUGUAUAUCUAUUCGUAUAGAGCCCGAGAUGUUUACAUAUAUAUACAAAAGCUCUGUACUAAUUCAAUACAGAUUUUUUACAUACAAUAAUUCGUGAAGGUUUGCAGAUUUACGAAGUAUCUUAUGAGAGUCUGUGAGAAACCGUUCUUAUUGGCAAUUUGUACUGAUUAGACUGGAUGUAACAUUACUUUGUUUUGUAAACAAAUACAGUAUGUUGUAUACGUACUAGAGUGCUAUAAGGUAUUGCUUUUGUGAUUAAAUAUUAAAGCGAUGUUCCUUAUUUAUUUUAAUAUACAAAAUUUCGGCUAUGGAAAAUAAAGACAUUAAAUUAAUUUAAUAAGUACAAUAUACGCAUAAGAAAAAAUUUAUACAAUUUUCAAAAACUUGGGAAUGAUCCACAUAAUGAUAAUAUUACAACAUUAUUAUAAAUAAGCCAAAAGUUCUACAAUAAUUGUAAAUAUUUAAAAAAUAAUAGACUGUUACGGUUUAAUUUUACAGAGAUAAUAAUAAUUUGACUCUACUGUUAUAUUUAUUAUUGGUUAUUAUGAUGUGGUCUUUAACAAGACAUGAGGUACUUCGUCAACCAACAGGUUCGUUCAAUUACAUCUGAAAACCAAAGAAUGAAUGUAAAUACUACUACUAAUUUUG